UUUAAAAUUAAUUAAAGCUUUGAGAAUAAGUUCUUAUAUCAUACAUUUCGUUGCCCUUUUGAUAAAGUCAUGUAUAAAAGACGACUUCGUGUGAUAGAACAACAUAGGUAUUAAAGAGUGAAGUCUUAACAAGUUAAUUUUUUGUUCGCUACGGAUUAAAUCUAACAGUAUGAAAGUUCUUAACGCAAUUCCCGUGAAAAUAAUAGACCCAUCAGAACUGCACAAACUGGAACUCCAUUUCGCAGACAAACCAGUGGAGGAUUUCAGAAAUUAUAGUUUCGAUGAAAACGAUCCUAUCAAAGUGAGAGUCCGAAAAACCUACUACGAUAUGCAUACGAACCAAACAGUAGAUUUUGUAAAAGAUAAAAUGGCCAAAUGGCUCACUUUCUCCCAUUUCAAAUCCACUGUUAGAGAUGCUUUAGAGAAGCUCAAUAAUUUAGUGGACGAAAGCGAUCCCGAUAAUGACAUCCCAAAUAUCGUCCAUGCUUUCCAAACUGCUGAAAGAAUAAGACAAGAUCAUCCUGACUUAGAUUGGUUCCAACUUACCGGACUUGUCCAUGAUUUGGGCAAAGUAAUGGCUUUCUACAACGAACCCCAAUGGUGUGUAGUGGGUGAUACUUUCGUUGUGGGUUGUCAAUGGGCCGAUUCUAUCGUCUACAGAGACCAUUCUUUUGACGAAAAUCCAGACGGAAAAGAUCCUAGAUAUAACACUAAAUACGGAAUGUACAAACCCAAUUGCGGACUUGAUAAUGUAAUUAUGUCGUGGGGACAUGAUGAAUAUCUGUACAGGGUAUUGAAACAUAACAAUACUACUCUUCCCGAAGAAGCUCUGUAUAUGAUUAAAUAUCACAGUUUCUAUCCUUGGCAUACGGGCAAUGAUUAUUCACAUCUAGAAAACGAAAAAGAUAAAGAAAUGAAAAAGUGGGUCUUGGAAAUGAAUAAAUAUGACUUAUAUACAAAGAGUACUACGAUCCCCGAUAUUGAAUCUUUAUGGCCCUACUAUGAAAAACUAAUUGAUAAAUAUAUGCCAGGAGUACUGGAAUGGUAGGAUAAACUAUAAUUGUAUUUUAUAUUUAUCGUAAGGAAUGUCCUUUCUGUAAAACAAUAUUAAAUAUUAAUUAUAAAUGUUUAUAUACAUAUAAGAAAGAAAUAUUAAAUGCAAUAGAAAUUGUGAA
Messenger RNA from Agrilus planipennis (emerald ash borer), 1175 nucleotides. RefSeq names its product inositol oxygenase. Gene Ontology annotation, cellular component: cytoplasm. Gene Ontology annotation, biological process: inositol catabolic process. The record is from RefSeq and is a predicted model, not a curated record. The transcript is spliced from 5 exons. Lineage: Eukaryota; Metazoa; Arthropoda; Insecta; Coleoptera; Buprestidae. The coding region runs from base 170 to 1048 and encodes 292 amino acids. Gene Ontology annotation, molecular function: iron ion binding; inositol oxygenase activity.